AUGUCUUCGAUUUCGAUUCCAGAUGUAGGAGGGAUAGGAAGUCCAGUUCCUAUGACUUCGAUUCCAGAUGCGGCAGGGAUAGGAAAUCCAGUUCCUACAACUUCGAUCCCAGACGUAAUAUGGACAGCAGAUCCAGCUCUUAUCGAAAAUAACGACGACAACAACAACACUUUGAAUGCAACAAGUCAAGCAGAACGCGAAACCGAUCAAUUUGAAGGUCUCGGGCUCGCUCAGCGAUUGAGAUUGAUCGAACAGAGAUAUGUCCAGUUCGAAACCCCGCAUGGUAGUAGUGUGUCUGUCGCUUCAUGUUCAUUACCUCCAUUACCCCAAGGAAACUUCACCUUCAGUUUUCCUACUACAGUUCCCCCUACAGUUCCCCAUCCAGUGAACACUACGGUUCCUACUACCGUUCCCAAUACAGUGAACACUACAGUGGAUACUGCAGUUCCAAACACAGUGAACACUACAGUGGAUACUACAGUUCCCACUACAGUUCCCACUACAGUAGACGAAUCCAACCUUCAACCCUCCGAUGACGAGCAACCUUCUUUCCCCUACACAAUAUAUGACUUUACCAAAUCCGGCUUAGUGGUAUCUGAAAUCAGUGGGAUUGACGUGGAGGAGCAAUAUCAUAAUAUUAUGGAAAUCGUUGGCAAAGCUUGUGGCAAAUGUCCAAAGUGUACGAGUGACAAUCGUGUUCAGGAUAUGAUUGAUACGAUUAUCAAUAUACGGUUCCCGGACUUGGAUACCGCCCUAUUCCGAGAUGGAAUUCUGAGUGAAUUUGGAUUCGACGACUACUGGAAUGAGCUCAUAGUGGCCAAGCCCGAGGUCAGGAAAGGGUAUGUAAAGUAUGAAAAUUGGUACGCAAAGGUGUGGGAAGAUAUUGAACAAAAAAACGGCCUGCAAGCUAUUUCGAAGGUUAUUGAAAAAGAGUUUGGUCAAUCUCGAGAUUUUAGACGGAUCUUGGCAGGUAAACAACGCCCGACACAUGAAUGGGGAAAGAUGGAAUUACUUCUUUUCGUGAUAAGAAUACGGAGAAUUCGAGGAAAGCUAGAGGAUCGCCCCCAGACGCAAGAAAAACAAGAAACGCAGAGGACAGAAACCACUGCAAGAAAGAACCGCAAGACUAGAGACCAGGAAAAGAGGAGGAAACUUAGGGACCGAGAAGAUAAGGUCGCGGCUAAAUUGCUGCAUGAUACACUUGAAUUGUUAAAAACGGCGGCGGUAGAAACAAAUGUAAGGAUUAUUAUGAUGGCACAGCGAAAGAGCACGUCUUUUCCAAAAAAUUGCCCUCCUGAAGAGAUUCAUUCGGGGUGGGAAAAGAGAUCAGCAUUCCUACCAUUCAUCAACAUUCAGGGAUUUGUUUCGUUGAUGAAGGAAAGCUAG
Messenger RNA from Botrytis fragariae, 1386 nucleotides. RefSeq lists its product as uncharacterized. Lineage: Eukaryota; Fungi; Ascomycota; Leotiomycetes; Helotiales; Sclerotiniaceae. The transcript has a single exon. The coding region runs from base 1 to 1386 and encodes 461 amino acids. The record is from RefSeq and is a predicted model, not a curated record.